AUGGCGCUUGAACUGGGCCCUGGUGUGCGAUCCGGGUCGCCAGAGAGCUCGGGGCGGGACUCGCCCAUUCCACGGCAAUGGAGGAACCAGCUCGGCGGAGAGGAUGCCCCCAUCAAGGACAAGGCCUACCGCAGAUACGCUGCCGGAGUCGACAAGGCGCUGCUGCUGUUCGAGACGGCCCUGGAGGAAUGGGCCGACUACAUAUCCUUCCUCAACAGACUGCUCAAGAGCCUGCAAGCCCGACCGCCCAACGUCUCCGUCAUCCCCUCCAAGAUCACAGUCGCGAAACGUCUGUCGCAAUGCCUGAACCCGUCCCUACCCUCAGGCGUGCACCAAAAAGCUCUCGAAGUGUACAACUACGUGUUCGAAACCAUUGGUAAGGAUGGGCUGUCUCGUGAUCUCCCUCUAUAUCUCCCAGGCCUGGCACCUACACUCUCUUUCGCGUCCCUUUCGGUUCGCUCGCCGUAUCUCGACCUCCUCGAGCGCCACUUCACGGGCAUUGAUGCCAGGUCGUUGCGACCAGCGAUGAAGUCAAUCAUACUAGCGUUGCUACCAGGGCUGGAAGACGAGACUAGUGAGGACUUUGAUCGAACGCUGCGGCUGGUUGGGAGCUUCAAGGAGGCCAUCCGGCCGGCAGACAGUGUUGUCCUUACAGAGCAGCAUGCCUCAGGGGACGACUUCUUCUGGCAAUGCUUCUUCCUAGCCUCCGUUACGAGCCAUAGCCGCCGCGCCGGCGCCCUCGCCUACCUGAUACGCAACCUUCCCAGGCUGGGCGGGGAUGCCUCUGCUAGCACAUUUAGUGGUGAUAUUAGCCAACACAAUGCCGACGGUAGCUUCAACAGUGAGGUUGCCGCCAUCGUCACAACCCCAGAGCCCGGUUUGUUGGUGAGGUGCUUCGCUAGCGGACUCUCCGAUGAGCAGUUGUUGAUCCAGCGUGGCUUUCUCGACUUACUUGUCUCCCAUCUUCCCCUGAAUUCCCAUGUGUUGCAGUCGCAAGUCAAGCCUGGCGACCUGGAACUUCUCCUGAAGGCGGCAGUCGGGGUUGUUACUCGACGAGAUAUGAGCCUGAACCGUCGCCUGUGGGCAUGGCUUCUCGGUCCCGAGCCAACAGGCAACGAAAGUGAACAGAACCCUGAGCUACACAGCAACGCCGCAGACGGCCCGCAAGCUCAUCUUUCCUCCCGAACCAGCUACUUUGAACAAUAUGGACUGCAGCCGCUUACCAAGUCUCUUCUCGAGAUGAUCAGAGACACCAAGCAUAGAGGAGUUGCCGAACGAACUCGCCCAUACCGGAUAUGCCUCUCCCUGAUGGAUCGAUGGGAAGUCGGUGGGCUUGUCGUUCCAGACAUCUUUCUUCCCGUGGUAGAAAGUGUGCGGCAAUUUCAAAAACAGGGUCCCGCCAAAGCCGAAUUCACCGAGGUGCUGCGCAGCGCAAGCGUCUUCUUCGAUGGCAUCGAGAGUGGCCUCAUCUAUAGUGAGCUUGUUGGGCUUCUGGCUCAGGCGAUAAGCCCGGGAGAUCUCAGUCACGAAGACCGAAGCGAUAAGCUGUCCUUGGUCAACUUCAUCAUCACUCACUUCAAUGUGCGCGAAGAGGAGAUGAUUACGGUUCAUGCUCCCUUGACCUGUCUCGCUGCUUUGCUCAUGUUGGAGGAUACACGCAAUUCGCAAGGUGGCGGUAACUCAUCGUUGAGAGAACAAGUCCUUAGCAUUGUUGUCUCUCUCCUUGAGCUGGUGCCCGAUCGAGCAUUUGCUGAACCAGCAAUGGCCGACGCCAGUCGCAAGAAAGUGUCCGACAGCGUUUCCUCUCCGUCGGCUGCGGAGCUGCUCAAGAAAAUCCAAGAUUUCUAUAUCCACGGGCAAGGAAGCCUGGACGCAUCCCCGGCGCCUUUCUCUCAAGUCGAGACUGGCGAGCUGAUUCUGGAUAGAGCAAUCAAGUACAUCGUUGACGAUACGGCCGAGCAACAGCCAUCAUGCUCCUUGAGCAUCCACAUCAGAAUCCUACUACUCAUUUUGCUGAAAGUGCCCAAGAACUAUCGGUUCGACGAGACAACUUUGGUAUCUUCUCUGAAGGCCAAACUGGUGAAGAAGCGGCCGCUGCGGUUUUCAGACUUUUCUUCCAUCUUGCAUUUGAUCACGCAGCUUCAUUACGUCGAGCGAGUUUCAACAUCAGAACUCUCCGAGCUAGUACAUCCCUUGGUCCGGCACGCAUGGUCGUAUCUGUCUGCCUCUGAGCCCAAAUACCAUGUGGAAGCAGUCCGGUGCUUGUGGCAGCUUCAAGCAGCCCUCUCGCUGUCCCGCCGCGAUGUGGAAGCUUCACUCGCAAGUAUCCUGGUUGAGCAGAGUGCUGCCGAUGGUGCAGAUAUUGGACGCGCGUUCGGCGUUCUUUGGUCUCACACCCUCCAGGAUACGCCAUCCGAUCGUCGUGGACCCAAGAUCCCUACCAUUGAAGCAAAACUGGGCCAGAAGCUUAGUGCGACUGACCAUUACGAGGUCAUGUUAACGCGGCCUCUAUUCCUUGUGCUGGAUGGGUUGCUAGACGACAGGACUCAGCUCUUCAUGACGGUCAAGUCGUGGCUCAACAGCAUGGUUGGCAUCGAUAGGUUAUUCCUACUCUUUGUUAUCAAGUUCGCGGAAAUACCUUGUCUUCGCGCGGUCGGGAGGACUGCUCAUUCCGAGAAGAGUCAGCCCGAAACCCUCGUAUUUACCGAAGAUGACGAUGUCGACCUAUGCCUGUACUAUCUACGGACUCUCCACCAUGUUCUUGACUGCUCUGGGGAAGCUUCAAGAGCGGUACUUGUGACGAAACACCUCUCCUUUAACAAUGGCGGACAGGUGCAGAUUUCCACUGGUGGAGAUGAGGUCGACAUCACAUUACAAGAUUACUUUGCCAGAGUGUGCAUGGCCUGCAUCAUGGCUGAUGCUUCUGACUCUGCCAGCGACGACCUCAACACCAGGGUCUCCAAGUUGCAUCGUUAUGCACUAACCGUUCUCCAUCAUUUCCUCAUAAGCCAUCAUGCUGCUCCUCUGUCCGAUCUUCAUCUCGACCAAGUCCUGAUUGAUAGAUUGUUCAAGUCCAUUGGAAGUCCCGACCCAUAUGUGCAAGUCCUUUUACUCGACGUCGUCUUCGACGCCCUGAAACUACAGGAUGCGGUAGCGGCAGAGCUUUCGAUCCCGUCAACUGCUGAAAAGCGACGCUCGAGCGCGGAUCCGAUGCAUACAGUACGGACAUCUAUCUCUGCGGGUGACACAAGACCUCCUCCCAUGACAAUGCCACCUCAGCUGCUCAAAUGCCUGCAGGCUGGCCUAAGCUCAACGAACAGCCAGUUUGUUCUGGAUAGCUGGGUCUCGUUUCUCAGCAGAUGUUUGCCGUUUUACUCCCAGUCCAUCUUCCAGAUUUUGAUACCCCUCGUCGAGACGCUAUGCAAACAAAUCGGAGUUACGUUCUCACAUUUGAAGGGCAUGUUCAAAGACGAUACAUACGAAGUCAAGAAUGAGGUCGCAACGCCGGAAUCCACUCUCAUUUACCUUCUCAACGCUUUGGAGCAAGUUUUGGCAAAGGCACAUGAUCAACUACUCGCCGAAGAAGCUCAGGCCUUGGCUCUGAAAGGUCCGGACCAGCCUCAAUCUCUCUUCGGCAGCAUGGUGUCGGGUGUCUUUCAAUCGGAUGCCCCUCAAUCUCGGAGUGCCACGGCCAACGACCGCUUGACUGUCCACCUGGCCUUCCAAGACGCCGUGCGAAUGUGCUUCUCCAUCUGGACAUGGGGACAAGGAGAAGAUGCCACCACGCAGGACAUUAACUCGUCCGCAUCCUUCAACUACACGUCUCUAAGGAUGAGGAACCGGGCAAGGCGGCUCCUGGAGCAUCUCUUCACGGCGGAGACGCUAGAAAGUCUCGAGACGGUGAUUGACGUUUGGAGAAAUUCAACAAGCGCCGCAGAGCAUGCCAUGGUGUUCAACUUUCUGGCCGCUCUAGACGCCGCCAGGCCGAGACAUUCAAUGCCGGCACUUUUCAACUCGAUAUAUAGCCGCACGAAUCCAGCUGCCCUGGAGCCUUCCCGCAAGUCCACAAUGACCAUCUCCCUUCAGGACGCCGACCUGGUGGUCUUUCUGGUCGAAUAUGCUAGGUCGCUUGACGACGAUGCCAUGGAUGAGAUAUGGCAAGACUGCUUAACGUUCCUCAAGGACCUCUUGAACAACCCAUUCCCUCACCGACAGACGCUCCCUAGCCUUCUUGAGUUUGCGGCCAUUUUGGGGGAGAAGGUCGACAACACCAACUUUGGAGAGCAGCGAAAGAUGCGUAGGGAACUGGGCGACCUGUUUCUACGACUCCUUACUGCUCUCUUUACGACGAGACCAACCUUUGCUGAUCCAACAAGUUCUAACGGAACGUCGGGCACAAAGGCCGUCAAGGGCGAGCUGGAACGCCGUGGCACAUUCCCUGCGGCUGUGGAGAGGUCUGAUGAUGUUGUAGCCAUUCUCGCCUCCGUGGUUCCAAACCUGCCCAAGAUCCUUCUUGAGCCGGAUCGAGUGCUGUCGGCGGCUGGAACGAUAUCCACCAACGUGAUUGGCCCAACGUUUCGUUCCAAGGCAUUCCCCGAUUCUGUUACUGCGAGUACACUGAAGCUCCUGCACGAGCUGUCGAGGCUGCAGAACAACCAGAAGACGUGGAAGAAGGAUGUCGGCGACGCGUUCAACGACAGCAAGUUCUUCGCAAUGAACCUGACUCUGGUUCAGAACGACUGGCUGCCGCUGCUGCGACAGUGGGCCUUGACGGAUAAGGAGAGGCUACCAGAGAUUGUCGGCCGCAUCAGCGCACCGACGACGGCGGGCAUAGUCUUUGGGGUGGGCGCGACCUCGGCCCGCCUCGAGGCUGACCGGAAGACGCAGCUCAACUUGCGGAGAGUCGCGACGCUGCUUCUUGCCUCGGCGGACGACGCCUUUGUCACGGACAUUCCGGUCAUCUUUGACAAAAUGGUUGAGCUAUUCGGGGCCACCUCGACGUCGUCACCGUCGUCGACGACGCGAGCAGAGGUGUACAUGGUCAUCAGGGCGCUGGUGCUCAAGGUCAGCCCCAUCCACCUGGCCAGGCUGUGGCCGGUGGUCAACGCGGAGAUUCACUCUGCCAUAUCCUCCAUCGUGGCUCCGGACCACAGCACGGCCUCUGAGAUUUACGUCAACUCGGCCAUCCUGCAGGCCUGCAAGCUGCUCGACCUGCUCAUCUGCGUCGCCCCGGACGAUUUCCAGCUCCACGAGUGGCUCUUUGUGACGGACACCAUCGAGGCCGUGUACCGGUCGGCGACGUACAAGCCCGUCGCCCUGGUAGACGAGAUGUCCGAGGAGCUGAGCUCGACCUCGUCGACGUCGCAGCUGGCCAGCCACGACGACGCGAUGACGGCGGCGCAGAUGGCGACGCACAACAACGGGUCGCGCCGUCUCCCGCUGCUGGGCCGCGGCGGCAUCAUCAGCGACGACCUCGUGAGCUUUGAGAGGAAGGAUGAGCUGGUGGCCAAGGUGCUUAGGCCGUUCUUUGCGCAGCUCAGCAUCUACGCGUUUGAGUCGACGUAUGCGAUGGGGACGGUGGAUCGGGAGGCCUGUGUGGAGGGGCUGUUGAGGGACCUUUUUGAUGAUCGGAGUAUGGUGAAGGCUUUGUAG
Molecule: messenger RNA, 5652 nt
Organism: Trichoderma citrinoviride
Lineage: Eukaryota; Fungi; Ascomycota; Sordariomycetes; Hypocreales; Hypocreaceae
Exons: 6
Coding region: 1-5652 (1883 amino acids)
Biological process (GO): Golgi to endosome transport
Cellular component (GO): trans-Golgi network; endosome
Source: RefSeq, a predicted model, not a curated record